AUGUCGUCGAACCCUCCGCCGCCAGAAAAGGAUCCACCUCCAGCCACGCCGUCUCCGGUAUCCUCUAGAGCCAACAAACUUCAGAAAACUCCUCACAUUCUGAGCCGACUCACCGUGACUUCAUCCGACCAUGAAGUCGCCGACUUCGCUGAAUUCGAAGACCAAGAAGAGAGUAAAAUACACGAGGAAGAUUGCGCUGUACCUCAACGUCAUUUCGAACGGGGCGAAUCAUCGUCAUCUUCUACUUCGUCGUCCAUUUUGCUCCCGUCUUCUUUAGGUCUCAAUAGCAUUCGAACGCGAUUAUCGCCUCUUCGUCAUUCUUCUUCCGCUGGUGCUCCCGCCUUCGCCAUAAAAGAAGCUGCUGUUCCUGUCAGCAUCAACAAUGCCGCCAAAUCUAGAUCCAAAUCUUCACAUCCGAGAGACCUAGGGGAAAAAUUUAAUUGGAAUAAAUCCAAAUCGUUGAAAGCUCAUCAUACACAUCUCCUCCCUGUGCCGGAGGGAAAUCGUGCAGCUUUUGCGGAAAUACAAUCCCCACGUUUUCAGGAAAUCCUGAGACUGACAAGUCGGAGGCAUAGGAGAAACCCUGAUAUUAAAAGCUUUUCCCAUGAGCUCAACUCCAAAGGAGUUAAGCCUUAUCCAACCUGGAAACAUCGUGCCUCUUGGCACGUGGAGGAAGUCAUGGUGGAGAUUAGAAAUAAGUUUGAAAAACUAAAGGAAGAAGUCGAUUCUGAUUUGGGUGGUUUUGCUGGUGAUUUGGUGGGUACUCUUGAAAAAAUAUCUGGGUCUCCUUGUGAAUGGAAAGAGGGGCUGGAAGAUUUAUUGGUUGUUGCUCAACAAUGUGCAAAGAUGUCCGCUGCUGAGUUUUGGAUAAAAUGUGAAACUAUUGUUCAAAAACUAGAUGAUAAACGCCAAGAAAUACCAGUGGGGAUCCUUAAACAAGCUCACACACGCCUGCUGUUUAUUCUCUCUAGAUGUACUCGUCUUGUGCAAUUCCAGAAGGAAAGUGAUCAAAAAGAACAAGAUCACGUUCUUAGUCUUCACCAACUCAGUGAUCUUGGAGUAUAUUCAGAGCAAAUUUUGAAGGCUGCAGAGAAUUGCAGUGUUCCACCUAGUGGACAUGAGAUGGCUGAGAAGCAGUUACCAAAAUCACAUGGAAAAGAGCAAGAGAAAUUGGUAACAAAACAAAGUAAAGAUGACCAACAUGCAAGUGCUGCGACUGACAGUGCGGAGGUUACCACAGCCGAAAGUGUUGAGUCAACUCCCAGUAGCUAUAAAAUGGCUUCUUGGAAAAAGCUUCCAUCAGCUGCUGAGAAAAAACGUGUAUGUCAAGAUGCAGUAGUGAAAGAUGAACACGCUGAAACCUUGGAUACUUCAUCAUGUCAACCUGAAAAUUCACAAACUUCAUCUAGAAUGCGAAAGGAUUCUUGGGGAUUCUGGGGAGAUCAGCAAAAUCUACCAUAUGAUUAUUCAAUGAUCAUCUGCAGGAUUUGUGAGGUUGAAAUACCAAUCGUAAGUGUGGAGGAGCAUUCUCGAAUUUGCACAAUUGCUGAUAAAUGUGAUUUGAAAGGCUUAACUGUAAAUGAACGGCUUGAAAGAGUUUCAGAAACUAUUGAAAGGUUACUUGAAUCCUGGACACCAAAAAGCACACCUAAAAGCACUGAUACUCAUGGAGAAAGCUUUGAGUUUGCGAGAGUGUCAACAUCGAGUUUGCAUGAUGAGUUCAAUGAGUUGUCUCUAGAAAGAAAUAACUUGUCUUGUAGAUGCUCUGAAGACAUGCUCGACCCUGCUCCUGAACCUGACAUUAGUUUUGUUGCAGAUGAUCUAAACCAUUCACCUGAAAUAACAUGUGAUACUCAAAUCUGCUUAAAACCUGAUCAUAGCGCAAAGGUAUCUUCACCAGGAAGCUUGACACCGCGGUCACCAUUGAUUACACCAAGAACAAGUCAGAUAGAAAUGUUACUAGGCGGAAGAAGACACAUAUCUGAACUUGAGAGUUAUGACCAGAUAAACAAGCUAGUUGAAAUUGCUCGUGCUGUUGCAAAUGUGAACAACUGUGACUACAGUUCUUUGGAGUAUCUGCUUGAACGCGUAGAAGAGCUUAAAUACGCAAUUCAGGACAGAAAAGAAGAUGCACUUAUUGUGGAGACUUUUGGUCGACGAAUAGAGAAACUUUUGCUGGAGAAAUAUGCUACCCUUUGUGGGCAAAUAGAAGAUGAAAAGGUAGACUCAUCAAAUAGCAUGGCUGAUGAAGAGAGUUCUAUAGAAGAUGAUACAGUCCGUAGCCAUCGUGCUAGCCCGAUUAACACUUGUUCUAAGGACAGAACCUCUAUUGAAGAUUUUGAAAUAAUAAAACCAAUAAGCAGGGGUGCAUUUGGACGAGUUUUUCUUGCCAGAAAAAGAGCAACUGGUGAUUUAUUUGCUAUUAAGGUUCUAAAAAAGGCAGAUAUGAUUCGUAAAAAUUCAGUUCAAGAUAUUUUGGCCGAGCGAGACAUCCUUAUAUCUAUUCGAAAUCCUUUUGUGGUCCGUUUUUUUUAUUCUUUCACGUGUAGAGAAAAUCUUUAUUUGGUUAUGGAGUAUUUAAAUGGUGGAGAUCUCUAUUCUAUGUUGAGAAACUUAGGUUGCUUAGAUGAAGAUAUGGCUCGUGUAUAUAUUGCAGAAGUUGUUCUUGCGUUGGAGUAUUUGCAUACUCAACAUAUAAUUCACAGAGACUUGAAACCAGAUAACUUAUUGAUUGGUCAAGAUGGUCACAUUAAGUUAACGGACUUUGGACUCUCGAAAGUUGGUCUCAUCAACAGCACCGAUGAUUUAUCGGCGCCCUCAUCUUUCGCUAAUGGCUUUUUAGACGACGAUAAACAAAAAUCUCGACAUGUUUCAAAAAGGGAAGAACGUCAACAACAAUCAGUGGUUGGCACUCCAGAUUAUUUGGCACCCGAAAUACUUCUGGGCAUGGGACAUGGUGCAACUGCAGAUUGGUGGUCGGUGGGUGUCAUACUUUAUGAGCUUCUUGUGGGUGUUCCACCUUUUAAUGCAGAACAUCCACAGCAAAUUUUUGAUAACAUAAUUAACAGAGAGAUACAAUGGCCAAAGUAUCCUGAGGAGAUCAGCUAUGAAGCAUAUGAUUUGAUGAAUAAAUUAUUAAUCGAAAACCCAGUACAAAGGUUAGGUACAACAGGAGCUUCAGAAGUUAAAACCCAUCCUUUCUUCAAGGACAUUAAUUGGGAUACGCUAGCAAGGCAGAAGGCUAUGUUCAUACCAUCGACUGAAGCUCUUGAUACAAGUUACUUUAUGAGCCGCUACAUUUGGAAUCCAGAGGAUGAGCACUGUGCUGGAGGUAGUGAUUUUGAUGACAUUACUGAAUCUUACAGCAGUGGUUCAGGAAGCCAUUCAUCGGAUGUAGAUGAGGAUGAAUGUCAUAGUUUAACCGGGAGGUUUCCACCUUCAGAUCCACUUCUUACGGGGCAGUACUCAUUUAGUAACUUCUCAUUUAAGAAUUUGUCUCAACUAGUAACUAUUAAUUUAGACGUGGUUUAUAAGAAUAAAGAAUCGCCCAGUGACUCCAAUCCAUCCGCUUCGUGA
Messenger RNA from Lathyrus sativus (Indian pea), 3576 nucleotides. The record is from the annotation of a GenBank genome assembly. NCBI's taxonomy places the organism in Eukaryota, Viridiplantae, Streptophyta, Magnoliopsida, Fabales, Fabaceae.